Molecule: messenger RNA, 8078 nt
Organism: Linum trigynum
Lineage: Eukaryota; Viridiplantae; Streptophyta; Magnoliopsida; Malpighiales; Linaceae
Source: the annotation of a GenBank genome assembly
UAACUUCUAUUAGUUCUCAACUGUCUUAGCAAGUUGACCCCAACGUGGGUAGCUUCACUAAAAUAAUGUUGGAGACCUCCAAAUUUAAAAUGACUUUUUAAGUAAAUUUAUGGAAAAUAAAAAAAAAAAGGAAAAGACUCAAGUUCCUUGUGUACUAUUUUGAAGUCAAUUCCACCAUCUCAUUAUUUUGGGUAAGCAUAGAAAUUUGAAGAGUUUUUUCAGUUUUGCGUUACAUCAUGAAUAAGGUUAGAAAUCGGAUAUGCAAUCAGUUCAUAAAUUAUUGUCUACUAUAAUAUACAUAUUUUUUAAACAUUAUAGAACACGUCAUGGCUUUUUUAUACAGAUUAUAAAAACACGUCAUGACUUUUUUAUAAUUUGUAGUAGUCGGAUAAUUUAUGCUUAUUAAUUAUUAAUUUUUUUUAUUUAAUUUUUGUAAGAGGAUACCCUAUACAAAUUUUUUGGAUCCACCUCUAACGAAAAACUAGCAUUAAAUCACAAUUAUUCAAGCACAAAAUAUUUUAUUACUGAGUUUUCAAGUACAAUAUUACGGUUUUACAAUAAUUAUAAAUAGGACGUUCGUGAAUGACGAGAUAGUGCCAAACAUUGACUCUAUAAUUUUCUCCAUUGGAAAAAAGUCGUUGUAAUAAUUAAUUAAUUAUGAGUAUACGUAAUUCAUGAGAUCGUCAUGCUAAUUGCCAAAGAUGGCGAGUAACCAUUGGUUACUGACCCAUCAGUAACCACACGGGAGCCGUAGGAUUGGGAAUGGAGAAAUCGUGUGGCUGGGCUGGAUGUGGGGUGGGGAGGGGCAUUUUUGUCCAUUUUUGUAUUUUUAAUUUUUUUUAUUCAUUCCGCAUUUCAAUGGUUGACUUUUCAAUGAAAGAGAGAGACAAUGCAUUUUUUCUGCAACUCAACUUUCUUCCUUCUCUCUUCUUUUCUUUCAAUAUCUUUCCAGAUCCUUUCUCUUUCUCUAUUCCUUCUCUCUUACUUUUUCUUUCACAAUCUCCUUUUCAAAUUUAGAUAUACUCUCUUCCGUCUUCAUUUUUUUCUCUAGCAAUCGACGCAUAAAAAUUGUAGCCACUCUCUUUCUUUGCAUUUCUUCUCUUCAUCAACUCGUUGGCCUCAAUUCCGAUAUUUCUCAUUUUUUUUGGCAUUUUGGUGUUCUUGAUUGAGGAAGAGGAAAUGAGAGGCAUCAGAAGACGAUUUUUUCUCUCCCUCCUUCUGUUUUUUUCCUUUUAGAUAAUAUAUAUUGAUAUUAUGACUCUAUACCAUAUGGUAUUGGGUGGUAACGAAAUAUAUAUUGAUAUUACCACACUAUACCCUAUGGUAAUGUAUGGUAUUGCGUGGUACCGAAAUACAUAUUGAUAUUACCACUCUAUACCAUAUGGUAUUGUGUGAUAUUACCAUACUAUACCAUAUGGUAUUGUGUGGUAACGAAAUAUAUAUUGAUAUUACCACACUAUACCAUAUGGUAUUGGGUGGUAACGAAAUAUAUAUUGAUAUUACCACACUAUACCAUAUGAUAUUGGGUGGUAACGAAAUAUAUAUUGAUAUUACCACACUAUACCCUAUGGUAAUGUAUGGUAUUGCGUGGUAACGAAAUAUAUAUUGAUAUUACCACUCUAUACCAUAUGGUAUUGUGUGAUAUUACCACACUAUACCAUAUGGUAUUGGGUGGUAACGAAAUAUAUAUUGAUAUUACCACACUAUACCAUAUGGUAUUAACUGGUAAUAACUGGAAAAAAAUUUUGUGUCAAAAAAAUAUCAAAGUGGAUAUCAUUUUGAAGAGCAUAAUUAAUCUGAUCUAACUGUGCAAAAAAAAUUAAAUUUCGACUCAAAACGAGUGAGAAAUCGUCCGUUAAAGAUUAAGAGAAGGAAAAUUAAAGGUUUUUCGAUGAGAUAGAAGGAGGUCCUGAUGUGGGCGGUCAAAAGUCAGCGCGUCAGCAAUAAAUAGGGGAUAAGUGCAUUUUACCUUACUGCCCUUUAUCAUUUAAUUUAAAUAAAAAAGUAACUGACACGUGGAGAGAGGAGAGAGGAGAGAGGGGUUACUGAUGGGUUACUCACCCAUUAGUUACUCACCCGAUCUGCUCCCUAAUAUCUUUUCUAUUUUCAUUUAGGCAUAGUUUCUAAUUUGCAGUACAAUCAUUUUUACACUUUGAUUUUUUGUAUAUACGGAUGUAGCCGAAGGGUACUAGACCCUACUUGUACAAUAUAUAUAUUUUAGAGGUAGUAUAUAAAAGUUCACCCAAAAAAAUAUACUUAUUUGAGUUCACCCUAUCUAGGGAGAGCGUACCAGGUUCAUAACCUUCUGGUCAAUAACCAUGCAUAAAUCAAUCAGAAUCCUCCAUAUUAGCACCCUAUCUCUCUUCUGAAAAGCCUUUAUUUUUUUCCCGCUUAAUUUUUAACGAACGAUUUCUUCAGAAUUUAAUUUUUUUGCACAGUUAGAUCAGAUUUAUUGUGAUCUUCAAAAUGAUAUCCACUUUGAUAUAUUAUUAAAACAAAAAAAUUGAGUUAUUUUUUAUUUGUCUAUACCAUAUGGUAUUGACUGGUAUUGAAAUAAGAGUAUAUUAUAUGGUAUGAAAAACGUAAUGUUGUUCUGAACAUACCAAGACUAUAGAAUGGUUGAAUACAUGAUAGUAUCAGUAUACUAACUGUCUUUAUGACUUUCAACAUUGUGUACCACAAGAUAGCAUCCCGUACCAGGGUGGUAUUUUGUGGUAUUUUGUGGUAAUUUUUGGUCCUUUAUUUUAUUCACCCAGAAAUUUGUAGAUCCGAUAGAUCAUGAUCAACUCGUUCCUUCCAUGCAAAUUUUUCAAAAACGACUUAAAAACGAAGAAGUUACCAUAUGGUAUGUUGUUGGUACGAGAGGCAUGAAAUUUUUUUCCAAUUGAUCUCAUUUUGUAGAGCACAACAAACACGUUCCAUCUGUACAAAAAAAAAUUGAACUCCGAGUUAAAAAGAAAAAGAUAUGAGCCUAUUAAAAAAGCUAGGGAAAAUAAAAAUGCCUUUAAUUCUCCAUCCUUAGAUAUGAAGUUUAUCCAAAUUUGGGCGAAAUUCUAACAAGUUUGUCUUUUUUGUCUUUUUCCUUUUAAUUUUAAGCAUAUUAGUAGGUUCGGUUCGAUUAUUAUUUUAACUUUUUAUUCGUGUAUCGAUGCAUUUUUAAUCAUUUUUUGCUUAUCGCUAACCAAAACAUUUAUAUUAGUCGAUUAAUCGAUAAAUUGAUAAUCGAUUAUUGGUUAAUUUUUCAUUUAAACGUAUAUCAAGUAAUUUAGAAUGGUUAGUCCAAAAUAUACAAUAUAAAUUUUAAAAAACCUGCGUAUUGGAAUUCAUCCCUCUACAAUUACCGAUAAUGAAGUACAUACAAUCCAACGGUCAUAGUACUUGGAGUACAUAUACUUCAGCAGAGCAGCACAGUACUAGUCGUUACGGAUUGGAUCGAAUCCUAAACCACAAUUCUUAAGGAGGAUCCUAACUUUACGCUAUUGAGAGGAAUGAUGAGCUUAAGUGGGGGUGGAGGGGGGGGGGGGGGGGGGGGGGUUGUCUAUUAUGCCUGUGUGUGUUAAUGAAUUAUCUGUUUUUGAGUGCUUGGAGUCUAGUUGUAUCCCUAAAUUUUUGAAAAUUUUGAGGGCUCCAAGCAUAGCAACUUAUACAUUUGCAUGAUCAUAGUUUAGUAGCACCUUUGGUUGUUGCAUAGAGCACCAUCAGUCCAUCGCUUCACCAUUCUGGGUCUAUCCCAAGGGAUUGCAUCUCCUAACGGUAGGGUAGUGAUUUGAUCGAGUUAGGAUGGUACUCAACAUCAAUCGUACGAUGGAGCUAGGAGGAUUAAACCCAAGAGAGUGACAACAAAAAUUGCUUUCGCCGAGAUACCAUCAGGAUCUGGUGCUGCUCUGAAGAAGCCUACACCGUUUCUCAGGCAUCGUCGACCCCCAAUCAAUUUGACGUGGCUCAUUGCUCUCUUACCAUCUAAAUUAAAGAGGAAUCUCAGAUUAGACUCUCUCAUAGAUUAAUUUGACAAUUUCUUAGAGGAGAUAGAAGCAAGAUUCACAAUUCUAGAACAACCACAUCAAAUAAUAAAAUCUUAUCGGAACAACACUAAUGAAACACACAAAACAAAAUUUCUAUACAUGUUUCAUAUGAGGGUGUGCAUGUGCAAAUUAAGAAAAAUAGAAGGAUUAGCGAGGGAGCUUACUUUGCAUAGGUUUUGAUGAUCAAAACUCACUUCAAUACAUUCCAGGUGGAGAUGUCAAAUCGGUUGGGUCUAGACAUGUGUAUAUUUCAACAGAGUAUACUACAAACACGAAGAGUUCGGUUUGUCCUUCCCAUGACAACAUAUGUUUGCCAUGUAUUUAUUCAUUGCAGAGAGAAGAGUAUCAAACUACCUUGUAUCUGCUCCAAUUAUGGCUAUCACUCGUGCUUUGUAUAUUGCACUAAUUAGAACUCUACUUUUAGAGCUAGAGGCAAGUCACCACUAUCACGAAAUAUCAUAUUAUAAAAACUCAUAUGAAAUCAUGAGGUUAUUUCAAUCAAAAGAAACAGUAUUUUAUAUUUUGAAGAUCAACAUUGUAGCUUCAAUAGUUCAAUUCGGUAAUGAUCUCAGCUCUUAGAUAUAAAAUCUAUGUAAAAGUGGUAUGAUUGAAGCUAUUCCCUAUUUUACACUAAUCAGAAUAGUCUUUGUUUAGUCCUUUUUCGUCCAAGCGCUAAUCGAGCUAUAAUUUUAAACCAUCAUUAUUUAGCAACUUUAAAGCGAAUUAAUUUGUUUCCCUUGUAAUUUGUAAUUUAUGUUCUUUUCAUUGGUAGUGAGUGUAUUGCACUAACAAUAGAUGAAUAUUACCAUUGUUGGUGUAUUUUGUUAAGGUCGUCUUUGGCUUCAGCGCAAGAUUUAAUCUCUUGUGAUAGAGAUUUCUAGCACCAUAGUCGUGCUUUUUUGGUUGGUCGUUUUGCAGGUGGUUAUUUGGUAUGAGAAUAAUCGAAGUGAAAUAAGUUUCAUCGAUCUAUCAGGUGAUUGUUCGUUUUUAUUCGCUUUUAUAAAUUUAUGAGAGUAAUUAAGCAUGCUAUAUCCAAUAUUGCUAAGGUCCUUUUCUUUUAUUUGUUAUGGCGUUUUGGGUCAACUCGAUACUGGUCAUCCGGCAUACUCCGUCAAAGGAAACUACACUUGCUGGCGGGACUAUCUUGGAGAUGUUUUUUUUUUAUUUUUUUUUCUCCUGUCAGUGUCGUGUCUUUGCUCCUCGGAGCUUCUUCAGAGCUGCCCAUGUAGUGGCUUAUCAGGCUCUUUCAUCAUAGUCCGGUCGCAUACAGACUAUCGUGCAGUUUUUAACCUAGUGUAUAAUUGUGUCGAGUCUUUGUCCCAUGCCCUUUGGGCUUGCCUUGGAUAAAAAAAAAAUAGUCUUUGUUUAUUGGAAACUAACCACAAAAACAUUUCAAAUCAUCAAAAUGAUGUUACUCAAAAGGAGUAUCAUAAAAAAAGUGUAGUUAUGUAUCUUUAAUCAACUUAAAAGUCAACCUAGAAGAACAACCAAAUGAAUUAAUGGUUAAGAGAUCACAAAUUACUGUCAAUGAAGCUAAAUAACCCACCAGUCAGCUCUCCAAGCAAGAACAUUCAACCUUUCCAUAUUUGCCGCUCUAAAAAUUGCUCUAGCAUAACAAUAAAGGUGGAGGACGUUAGGGGUUGUCGAGUCUGGUGGCAAGAUUUGGAGAGACGGUGAUGGUUGAUUGUUUAGUGGGUCGGGACACUAUUUAGGCCCGUUUACAUUAGUAGCGCCUUUUACAUCCGUGUUAGUGAUUCGAGGCUAAUUACACAUAUUUCAACCAUGAUUUCUUGAAGCAUCCAUGAGUUACAAGAGCUAUGAAAGCUUUCCACCCGACCUCGAUGCGCUUUUGGAGAAGGUCCCGUUGCGUCUCUUUUCCAAGCCAAGGCCAAACCAUCGGUGAUCCCUCUUGGUGGAUGCGUUGUUAGACAAUCGAUUAUGUCUUACAUGGUGUGGGGCAAAGAGAAGAAGAAGAAGAAGAAGAAGAAGAAGAAGAAGAAGAAGAAGAAGAAGAAGAAGAAGAAGAAGAGGUAUCGUCGGUGGAGCCUCAAAGCCACUCAAGUUCACGAGCCCUCAAUCAUGGACUCGUCCAAUGCUCAGGACUUGAGACUUCAUCUCACUGACAAGAACCUCAACUUCAGGGAGGCUAUAGGGUGGACAGAAACUUGAGGAGCAACCGCCCGACUCACGAUGUUAAAGAAGCAUUUGGCGGGAGGCAACCCAACCAUCAUCGGUUUGCAUCUCUUUUCAUUUCAAUAAGACAACCAUUGGAGAAGCUUUUGGUGGUGUUUUGUCGUCCCCUUGCUCUUCCAGAUCCUUCCCACCCUCCGUUCCUGACCACAAACAUUCACAGCUUAUCCGGUAACAUCGUUCCACCUUCUUAUUUUACGUCAUUGAGGGUAAUGUCGUUCUACCUCCUUAUUUUACCUCCUUAUUUUACGCUUUGAUUUCAAGUCCGACAAGCAUUUCGUUGCAUCCUCCGAUGGCACUGCCCUACAAUUAGUUGAAGAGAUAGUGAGCGUUGCAGAAAGGAAGAAGAAGUGAAACAAUUGAGAGAAGAAGUGGAGAAGUAAAAAAACUCAUAUAAAUCCUUUCCCAACGGCUACGAUUAACAGAAAAAUGGGUUGUUCUUUAACAUGGCAUUAGACUAAUUGGUCGACAGGUCAUGUGUUCAACUUUUUAUGAUGACUCCUAAUAUAGACAAUAAUUUUGCACAAUAAAUAAUAUAUUCAACCUGUGCAAAUUGAAAUCCAACAAGUACACCCACAAGUAUGCCCACAAGAAAAACAGGGUAAAAGAAUUGCUUGAACUUCAAGAAGAAAACGACAAUGAGUUGAAUGAGAUGAAAAAACAAAUUUCUUCCACGCCAAUGGAGCUAGCUACCACCAAGGAAAAGAAGAUACAAGAGGAGAAAAUAACGAAAUUAUAUAAUGAAUAAAAGAGAAAGAAGACGAAUGGGUGAAACUAAAAGCGACAUACGAAGAUUUGUUGAAACAACUUUCUUCCAUCGUGACUGAUUUAUCUUCCAAGGGAGAAAAAUCAAAUCACUUGUUCUUGGAAAUUCUACUCAUUUCAAACAUUCCAAAGCAGACGAAAUAGUUAAAAGCCGAACCCACCAAUUAAAAAAAUUGGUUGAGCCCACCAAUUUAGAAUAUCUUUUAACGAAUCAAUCAAUUUGUAAGCUUUGUUAUGAGAAUUUGAAUGACUUAUUAGAACUUGAUUAGUAGAUUUUAUAUAUACUAGGUGGCGAUGCCGCGCCUUAUCGCGGAAUGGAGAUGGCCUAUGGGCAUGUAUUAUGUAACCCAUUAUGGUGUUUUGUUAGUAUUAUUAGCCUAAAAUUAAUUUUUGUUAGCAGUUUUGGUAGUAAUAUUGACUUAACAAUAUAAUACUGACUGAGAAGAGAUAUAAGCGGUCAAAAUCAAUUUUAAAACUCUUAAAAAUUUUGGCUAGUAAAUGACAUUUAUCUAAAUCCAAGUAGACCCAUUGAUUAUGGGUAGGGUAUGAGUGACGUAUAUAUGGGUUUGGAAGUUUGUAGAUGGGUUUCGGCAAGGUAUGGAUAUUUACUUCCAUUAUCUAAAUGUGUAUGAGUUGUGUAUGAAUACCCAUGUAUUCAAUGGUGUUUUAAUUACACAUACAAAAAUUAGACCUAUUUGUAGACCUUCAAAAGUUUAGGUACCAAGAUGUAAUACAUAAAAAAUUUAGGUACUAAAAUGUAAUUUUCAAUCAAUAUUCUGAGGACUUAUAUGCCAAAAAAUAAAUUUAGGUUAAAAAUUUAAAAAUCUCUUAAGUUUAGGUACAAAACUGUAAUUUGCAUAGUAGAGGCUUAAUUCCUUUUAUGGUAUGUAUUUAAGAUGAUAAUUAUUUACUUUUUUAUAGAACCAUGAAAACUAUUUAUUAGAUAUGUGUAGAUACAUAGCCAAACAUUCCAUGUAUAUUUGUUGAAAAUUCUAGCCUAGGUGAAAAAGCAAAACUCUAGAGAGAAGCAAAUGGAAUACAAACUGGAACUCGCUUAAAAUUUCACACCUUCAAAUCCCAUAAUGAAAAAUGACAACUUUC